Paramuricea clavata is the source of this 914-nucleotide messenger RNA. Lineage: Eukaryota; Metazoa; Cnidaria; Anthozoa; Malacalcyonacea; Plexauridae. The record is from the annotation of a GenBank genome assembly.
AUGGAAAGGAUACAACAUGCUUAUGAGGGCAUUGUAAACACACCAACAGGAGGGACUGGUGGUUGUGAUGCCAAGCGAUAUUUUUCUUUGCCUCCAAAGUUCGACAAGCAUGAUGCAAGUGUAGUUCAGAAAAGCCUGUCAGAGCUCCUAAAACAACGAGACCUUGUUUUGGAACAAAAAGAAAUACUUAAGAAAGACAGAAAGGAAAGACUUUUCAUGUUGGAAGAUGGAAUUAUCAAGAAGUGGGCUUCAGUUGAGCAAGAUCCAUACAACUGUGAUGCAAUGCUUCAGUGUGACAGGCUGAGAGGUAAAUAAACUACACAUGUAUAGAUGUCAUACUUUAUGCUGUUGCUAUCAACAUUAAUGAUUCAUUUAUAAUAUGUUGGAAAAUUUAUUGUCAAUAUCAAAACUUAAAAAUAGGGACAAUUGAAACUGCAACAUCCAAGCUGUCCACUACACUUUCUCUAAUGAAGGAUAAGGAUUCAGGUGGUGAUAUUUUGGACGGUGAAGAGCAAAGAAAGAAGAGACGUAAAAAGGAGAAUAAGCAUCAUGCCCAAGCUAGAAAGGUAUUGCACUGGAUUUUUUCAACAUUUGUUUUCCAAAACUAUAAGCCAAAAAUGGGAGGGGGGUGUUUUAUAUAAAACUUGAAUUUUCUUGGCUUUUUCUAGAGACAAAGACUUGAGCGACUCUCUUUGGAUGUUGCAAAAAGACUGGGAGCACCUAUUGUCUGUGAUAAUUUGUACAGUCCAUCUAUAACAGGAGCCUUUCAGUUAGGUGCUAAUGACAUUAACUGUGAUAACCUUGAAGGACUAACAAAAAAUGCAUUGUUAAUUGAAGUUUUUGAUAAGUUGAAGGGUGACUUGUUAGAAGAGUCAGGUUGGGAAACACUCAUGCAGUGGUAUGAAGGCAGUUAG